AAGAAGAAACGCUUCCGGUUUCCUUCGGUUCAUUUUGCGUUUUCGGAGCUUGCAACCAUGGAGGACUCCAAAAACAAAGAGAAGAAGCCGGCCGCCAAAGCCGAUGAGAAUGAAAAGAACAAGGAAAAAGACUCCAAAUCUUCAGGGAAGGAUAAAGAGAAGAAAGAGGAGCAAGAAUUGUCUGAAGAGGAUAAGCAGUUACAAGAGGAUUUGGAGAUGAUGGUGGAGAGACUGGGCGAGAAGGACACAGCGUUGCACCGUCCUGCACUGGAAGAGCUGCGCAGGCUGAUUCGCUCCUCAACCACCUCCAUGACAUCAGUACCCAAGCCUCUCAAGUUUUUGCGCCCACAUUAUGGCAAGCUUAAAGACAUCUAUGAACGCAUGGCACCAGGGGAAAACAAGCAUUUUUGUGCAGAUGUGGUGUCGGUGCUGGCCAUGACUAUGAGUGGAGAGAGGGAGUGUCUCAAGUAUCGCCUGCUGGGCUCUCAGGAAGAGUUGGCGUCCUGGGGACAUGAAUAUGUUAGGCACCUCGCUGGUGAGGUGGCAAAAGAGUGGCAGGAGGUGGAGGAGAACGAUAAGGCCCAGCAGGAGACGUUGCUAAAGCUGGUGAAAGAAAUUGUACCUUACAACAUGUUGCACAAUGCUGAGCACGAGGCUUGUGACCUGUUGAUGGAAAUUGAAAGGCUGGACAUGCUAGAGGACUACAUUGAUGAGAAUGCCUAUGGCAAGGUUUGCCUCUACCUCACAAGUUGUGUUAGCUAUGUGCCGGAGCCAGAAAACUCUGCACUGCUCCGAUGCUCCUUGAAGAUCUUUCGGAAGUUCAACCGUCAUCCCGAGGCUCUUCGAUUGGCUCUGAUGCUCAAUGAUGUGGAGCUCGUAGAAAACAUCUUCACUUCCUGCAAAGACAUAGUUAUUCAGAAGCAGAUGUCCUUCAUGCUGGGUCGCCAUGGCAUGUUCUUGGAGCUUAAUGAGGAUGUAGAAGAUUAUGAGGACCUGACAGAGAUCAUGUCCAAUGUGCAGCUCAACAGCAAUUUCUUGGCCUUAGCCAGGGAGUUGGACAUCAUGGAACCCAAAGUCCCAGAUGACAUCUACAAAACACACCUGGAAAAUAAUAGGUUUGGAGGUAGCGGCUCCCAGGUGGACUCAGCCCGUAUGAACCUGGCCUCUUCCUUUGUGAAUGGCUUUGUGAAUGCAGCAUUUGGACAGGAUAAACUGUUAACAGAUGAUGGCAACAAAUGGUUGUACAAGAACAAGGACCAUGGCAUGUUGAGUGCUGCGGCAUCUCUCGGGAUGAUCUUGCUGUGGGAUGUGGAUGGUGGCCUGACCCAGAUUGAUAAAUAUCUUUACUCAUCUGAGGACUACAUAAAGUCUGGUGCUCUCCUCGCUUGUGGCAUCGUAAACUCGGGUGUGAGAAAUGAAUGUGACCCAGCCCUCGCCCUGCUGUCAGACUAUGUCCUCCACAACAGUAAUACCAUGAGGAUAGGUGCCAUUUUUGGAUUGGGUCUAGCUUAUGCUGGCUCCAAUAGAGAAGAUGUCCUGUCCCUGCUUCUGCCUGUCAUGGGAGAUUCAAAAUCCAGCAUGGAGGUGGUUGGAGUAACAGCAUUGGCGUGCGGUAUGAUCGCGGUCGGGUCGUGUAAUGGUGACGUGACAUCAACCAUUGUGCAGACGAUCAUGGAGAAGAAUGAACAGGAGCUGAAAGACACAUAUGCUCGCUGGCUGCCUCUUGGUUUAGGACUCAACCACUUGGGUAAAGGAGAGGCCAUUGAGACCACUCUGGCAGCUCUCCAAGUUGUUCCUGAACCUUUCCGCAGCUUUGCCAACACACUAGUCGAUAUCUGUGCUUAUGCAGGUUCUGGCAACGUGUUGAAGGUGCAACAGCUUCUCCAUAUUUGUAGUGAACACUAUGAGGCCAAGGAGAAAGAAAAGGAGGAGGACAAGGACAAGAAAGAUAAAAAAGACAAAGACAAGAAGGAAACGGCUGACAUGGGCUCCCACCAGGGGGUUGCUGUCCUUGGUAUUGCACUCAUUGCUAUGGGGGAGGAGAUUGGCUCUGAGAUGGCACUGCGGACGUUUGGACAUCUGCUGCGUUAUGGUGAGCCCACGCUCAGGCGAGCGGUGCCUCUUGCUCUGGCUCUCAUCUCAGUGUCCAACCCCCGUUUGAAUAUUUUGGACACCCUCAGCAAGUUUUCCCACGAUGCUGACCCUGAGGUCUCGCACAACUCUAUCUUCGCCAUGGGGAUGGUGGGCAGUGGAACAAAUAAUGCUCGCUUGGCCGCAAUGCUGCGGCAGCUGGCACAGUAUCAUGCCAAAGACCCCAACAAUCUCUUCAUGGUUCGACUGGCCCAGGGUCUGACUCACCUGGGUAAGGGAACACUCACACUCUGUCCCUACCAUAGCGACAGGCAGCUGAUGAGUCAGGUUGCUGUGGCCGGGCUGCUCACUGUGCUCGUCUCUUUCCUUGAUGUCAAGAACAUAAUCCUGGGGAAAUCUCACUACAUUCUUUAUGGCCUGGUAGCAGCCAUGCAGCCGCGUAUGCUCGUCACCUUUGAUGAGGAACUUCGACCACUUCCCGUUUCUGUCAGAGUUGGUCAGGCCGUGGACGUUGUGGGCCAAGCAGGCAAACCCAAGGCUAUCACAGGUUUCCAGACCCACACCACACCAGUUUUGCUGGCACAUGGAGAGAGAGCAGAGUUGGCCACAGAGGAGUAUUUACCUGUCACCCCCAUCCUGGAGGGCUUUGUUAUUCUUCGCAAAAACCCCAACUAUGAAAUCUAGACUGUCAACUCCUCCCGCCUUGUGUCUCAAGGCUGAGCCUCCGUGGAUGUUUGCUAUCUUUAUUACUUGUUUUAUUACAUUGGUGGAAAGGGCAAUGUUGUGAUGCCUGUGAGCAGCCCCAACUGUGUUUAAAAAUGCAUGGUUAGGGAUCUGGUUAAUUGGACUGCCGUGAGAUGGGAGAGGUAAGGUUCACGUGGAGCUUAUCUACUCCACACAGAUUUGCCCUGGACCAAUGAUUGGCUUCAGUUUGAACAUCUUCAACAGCCAUCCCCAGCCCACCUGUAAAUGUUUUCAUCAGAAUAUUGACAGUGUUUUAAGUGCAGCAGAUGUUUUUGUCCCCACUAUUUACAUCCUCAGAUAUCAUUUGUAAUUAAAUAAUUCAACAGUU
Molecule: messenger RNA, 3163 nt
Organism: Syngnathus acus (greater pipefish)
Lineage: Eukaryota; Metazoa; Chordata; Actinopteri; Syngnathiformes; Syngnathidae
Gene: psmd2
Product: proteasome 26S subunit, non-ATPase 2
Exons: 21
Coding region: 58-2775 (905 amino acids)
Biological process (GO): regulation of protein catabolic process; proteasome-mediated ubiquitin-dependent protein catabolic process
Cellular component (GO): nucleus; proteasome complex; proteasome storage granule
Molecular function (GO): enzyme regulator activity
Source: RefSeq, a predicted model, not a curated record